AUGCAGAUAGUUAGGGAAGCUCACAUCAAUUGGAAUGAAGACCAAAUCCUGGAGCAUGCCUUCUCCAUGAUGAACCUUCAACCCAAUGCCAACCAAGCAGAAAAGAUCCCUAAGUCAGUACUUAGCAUUGUCUCCCAAAUUGUCAAGCUCAAUGAGAACAACUGGGCCAUUUGGGAACCUAUGUUCAUGGAUUGCAUCCACCCAAUCAAGAAUGCCAAAUGCACCCUCACAGGAGAGAUCCUGAUUGGUCACGUUGACUAUGAUGAUGAUCUAGACAGCCACCUGCUGGGUCUCAUUCUGUCCUCAUGUGACCAUGGACCUAAUAGCCAUAUUGAUACCUAUGCAGUUUGGGAGCAUGAUGAAGAGGAACAGCUUGGCUCCACCCUAUACAAGAAACUCAAGGCUGCCCUCACAAUCAACAAUGAGGUCAAACUCUCUGCCAUUCAUGAUCACAUCCAUGAGAUCAAGUUAGUUAACUGCAAUGUCAUCAACCUUGGCAAGGAACUUGACAAGAUCUGGAACAAUGCUGCUAGACUUGGCAACCAUAUGGACGAAAAGCUCAAGAAAUCCACCUUGUACCACUGUGUCAAAGAUGACUGGCUCUAUACUCAGACAGUAGACUCCCUCAAAGCUGCACAGCUGAGCUGUAGCUAUGAAUAUGCCUACCAUGCACUUGCCAAGAAACAUCAAGAAGCUGAACUCUCAGGCCAUAUCUGA
Molecule: messenger RNA, 717 nt
Organism: Ustilago hordei
Lineage: Eukaryota; Fungi; Basidiomycota; Ustilaginomycetes; Ustilaginales; Ustilaginaceae
Exons: 1
Coding region: 1-717 (238 amino acids)
Source: RefSeq, a predicted model, not a curated record